This is a messenger RNA of Laetiporus sulphureus 93-53, 507 nucleotides long. RefSeq lists its product as uncharacterized. The transcript has 2 exons. The coding region runs from base 185 to 472 and encodes 95 amino acids. The record is from RefSeq and is a predicted model, not a curated record. NCBI's taxonomy places the organism in Eukaryota, Fungi, Basidiomycota, Agaricomycetes, Polyporales, Laetiporaceae.
GAGCUUCAUCCGGACAUCGCACGAAACGACGGGAAGGAUUGCCAUGGGAGCGUCACACACCUACACGAGCGCACUUUCGUCGUCGUCGAUAACUCGGACAGACGACACGCAAUGGUUCAUCGGACGCAUCAGUUCCUGAACAAUACAUUCCCAUUCCCACUUUGGUGGGCGUUGUGCGCAGCAUAUGUCUCCAUGGCUUGAUCCCUCCCACCCUUUAGCCAUAUGCUAUGUCUUGCCUUUUCUAGGAUAUGUCUCGUCCCGAUCUCUCUUCCCGUCUUGGGGUUCCCAUGUCCUCUCUCGUCACUGUAGUCUUGGUCUCUCGUCUCGGCUUCAAGUUCUUCCCCUUGUAGAACUGAUUUCUCUCUUAACGCUUAUGGUCUUGGUUUCUGGUCUCGGUCUCAUGUGCGGUCUCAAUCUCAGUCUCUUUGUGCUUACCGGUCUUCAUCUCGUUCUAUCACUGCGGCAUCGUUAAUAUUUCGCAUCAAGUGCGCUAGUGAAAUAUACGAC